AAUCAAAUUCCCACGCUUCACAGAUCUCACCAAGAGCAAGAGCUUCACACCGGAAAAUGUGGCAUUGAUUCACCCUCGCCACAGGGUUUAAGUCGGUGCACGGAUUCUGAAUUGGUACCGGCGAUUCUAGAUGGACGUGGAGAGAUCGUCGCUCUGCAAUUGCGUAGUCAAUUUCCUGCUUGAAGAGAAUUACUUGCUGUCGGCGUUCGAGCUUCUCCACGAGCUCCUCGAGGAUGGACGCGACAAUCACGCUAUUCGCCUCAAGGAAUUCUUCUCCGAUCCCACUCACUUUCCGCCCGAUCAGAUCUCCCGCUUCAACACUCUACGAGUGGCAGAUCCCCAGAGCCUAUUUGAAGAGAAGGAAUCAUUGGAAGAAAAGUUGGCUGUCCGGGAAUAUGAACUUCGUCUAGCUCAAGAAGACAUUGUUAACCUCAAAACUGAGUUGCUCAAGAAAGCUGAAACAACCUUGGAUGAAUCAAGAGAUCCGAAUGUUAACAAUACUACAGCAAAUAAUGGACCGGUUUCCGAACUGAUAAAAAGGGACACCUCUUCAUCAGAUUUGGGUCCUUUGAAGGAUAAUGAACGAUUGGAUAUCAAUUGUGCAGUGAAGGAGUAUCUAUUAUUGGCAGGAUACCGUUUAACUGCAAUGACAUUUUACGAGGAGGUCACUGACCAAAAUUUGGAUGUUUGGCAAAACUCGUCUGCAUGCGUACCAGAUGCAUUGCGACACUAUUAUUACCAGUAUCUUUCUUCAGCUAGAAAUGCUGCUGAGGAGAAAAUGGUGAUCCUUCAAGAAAAUGAAUCGUUGCUCAAAGAAAAUGAAAGGCUACAAAGUGAUAUGCAAUCGUUGUUGAAAGAAAAAGAAACGCCAGAUGCUCAAGUCAUGUCAUUGACAAAUUCUUUGGAAUUGCUCCAAAAAGAUAUAAAGGAAAAAACAAAUACAGUCCAAGCUCUGAAGAAAACUUUGAAAAGUCAGAAAAAAGAACUAGAUGAUUGUAGAGCUGAAAUAACUUCACUGAAAAUGCUUAUUGAAAGAGCUCGAUCUGGAAACAUUCUGUUGCAAGCAGACUCUGAACCUGCUCAUUCUGCAAGGAGCAAUAACGAUGAUAUGAGACCUCUUCCAAAUGAAGUAGAUAUGUCAAAAUCCAACACUUCUUUGAAUACGGGCCUUGAGUCAUUGAGGACAGAUGUAGGGAUAAUGGGGGAAGUGGACAUUGUUAAAGAGGCACAAGUCAAUGAUAAGGAAACAUCUGCAGAUGGUUCAUUGGCUGUUUUAACUGUUGCAGAUACUGACAUGACAGGGAAACAGAAAUCUGAUGAUGCAAUUAGCAUAACUGAUACAAUUCCAGAAGACUUAUUAACUCCUCAAUGUGAAAGUGGAUUUGUUGGAACACCUUCCCUAGGAAAAGAUAAACUUGUGAUAAUGUCUCCCAAACUUGAUGCUGAAUUACAUACUGAAAAGAUGGGAGUGGGAACCAUACAGAUAUUAUCAAAUGCUUUGCCUAAAAUCGUGCCUUAUGUUCUAAUCAACCAUCGAGAGGAGCUUCUUCCUCUGAUUAUGUGUGCAAUCGAGCGUCAUCCGGAUAGUGCAACACGAGACUCCUUGACUCACACGUUGUUUAAUCUGAUAAAGCGCCCUGAUGAGCAGCAGAGACGGAUUAUAAUGGAUGCUUGUGUUACUCUUGCCAAGAAUGUAGGGGAGUUGAGAACCGAAACAGAAUUGCUGCCCCAGUGUUGGGAACAAAUUAGUCACAUGUACGAGGAGCGUAGACUGCUUGUUGCUCAAUCAUGUGGUGAACUUGCAGAAUUUGUAAGGCCUGAGAUACGUGAUUCACUCAUCUUGUCCAUAGUUCAACAGCUCAUGGAGGAUUCUGCUACAGUUGUCAGGGAGGCUGCAGCUCUUAACCUGGCUUUGUUGCUGGCACUCUUCCCAAAUACAGACAAAUAUUUCAAGGUUGAGGAGAUGAUGUUUCAGUUGGUUUGUGAUCCCUCUGGUAUAGUUGUUGACACUACAAAAAAGGUUUUGGUUCCGGCACUCAUAAAUUGGGGAAACAAGCUGGACCACAUUCUACAAGUUUUGCACUCUCACAUGUUGGGAUCUGCUCAGCGUUGCCCUCCUCUUUCAGGGGUUGAGGGUUCCAUUGAGUCACAACUUCAUGUUUUAGGUGAAAGAGAACGUUGGCACAUUGAUGUUCUAUUGAGGCUGCUUGCUGAACUACUUCCGUAUGUGUACAAGAAAGUUGUUGAGACUUGUCCUUUCUCUUCAGAUUCAGAUUCUACAGGAAUCUCUUUCACGCCAUCUUUGCUCGAACAAUAUGCAGAGGGACAAGUGGAAUGGCCAGCCUUUGAUUGGUUGCUUACUGAGUGCUUUCCUAAUUUGAUUCAGUUGUGCUCAUUAUUGCCUCAGAAGGAAGAUAAUUUAAGAAUCCAUGUUACGAAGUUUUUGCGCGAAGUGGUUGAUCAUUUUGGUGAACCUUAUUUGACGCACAUCCUGCUGCCAUUGUUUUUAGUGGCUGUUGGAGAUGAUGCUGAUUUUAAAUCGUUCCCACCUAAGGCCAGGUCUAAAAUUAGAGGUUUGACACCUAAAUCUGCAUUUGCUCAGAGACUUGCUACAAUGUGCGUCCUACCGCUUCUCCUGGCAGGCAUUCUAGGACAACCAAGCAAGCGUGCCAGCCUAACAGUGUACUUAAGGAAUCUUCUGAUUCAAAGAUCUAGGGAGAAUAGUCUGCCUGCAAAUCACGAGAUUAUCAAUUCAGUUCGUUUUCUUUGUACCUUUGAAGAGAAUCACAGUAUAGUAUUUAACAUCUUAUGGGAGAUGAUUGCAAGUUCUGAUGAAAUGUUGAAAAUCAGUGCUGCCAAUAUUCUGAAAGUCAUAGUACCAUAUAUUGACGAAAAGGUUGCCUCAGCUAAUGUUUUGCCUGCCCUUGUGACUCUUGGUUCUGACCAAAAUCUGAAUGUAAAAUAUGCCAGCAUUGAUGCAUUUGGUGCUGUAGCACAACAUUUUAAGAGUGAUGUGAUUGUCGACAAGAUACGUAUUCAGAUGGAUGCUUUUCUUGAAGAUGGAUCACAUGAGGCUACCAUUGCUGUGGUUCGUGCUCUUUUGGUAGCUGUGCCUCACACAACUGCUAGGCUCCGGGAUUAUCUAGUCUCCAAGAUUUUUCAGUUCACAUCAUCACCAUCCCUUUCAAGUGAUGUAACGAAGCGCAGAGACAGAGCCAAUGCCUGCUGUGAAGCAAUUCGUGCUCUUGAUGCAACAGAUCUUUCAGCAUCGACUGUCAGGGAUUUCCUACUCCCUGCAAUUCAGAAUCUACUGAAAGAUAUGGAUGCGCUCGAUCCAGCUCAUAAGGAAGCUCUCGAGAUCAUAUUCAAGGAAAGAUCAGGUGGAACAUUUGAUGCUUUUAGCAAGGUGAUGGGAGCUCAUUUGGGCCUUUCUUCAGUGAGCAGUUUCUUCAGCGACAGUGGGCUACUGGGGAAAAAGGAAACCGGAGAUUUGGGGACUCCGGUGCCGGUCACAAUUGAGAACACAAUUCCACAACCACCAGCCGAGGACACAAGAUUUAGACGGAUCAUGAGGGCCGGUUUCAGUGAUAUGCUUCGAGGGAGAACUAAGGGCAACGAUGAAGUUAAUCCCAGUGAAUGAGAGACACCUUCAUUUUUGUUUUUUGCUUGUUGUAUGAUGAUAGGAAAAGAAGGGUAUAUGCGUCCAUUCAUUUGUAAUUCUUUAUUUUUUACAUCACAACAUAAAAUUUAUUAAGGGGGGACUUGUGUCUCUUCCGACUUAAGGUAUCAA
This is a messenger RNA of Salvia hispanica, 3790 nucleotides long. RefSeq names its product HEAT repeat-containing protein. The record is from RefSeq and is a predicted model, not a curated record. NCBI's taxonomy places the organism in Eukaryota, Viridiplantae, Streptophyta, Magnoliopsida, Lamiales, Lamiaceae. Gene Ontology annotation, molecular function: protein binding. Gene Ontology annotation, cellular component: trans-Golgi network; recycling endosome. Gene Ontology annotation, biological process: intracellular cholesterol transport.